CCCAGUGACUGUGCACUAAGAAAUAAGUCCAUACAUUCAGAUAGUUGGAAAUAAACCUGCUUAAUGUUUAUUUCCAACAGGUAAAAACUGAAAAAUGACAGCCCAAAGGAAGGGUGGAAAUCGCUCUUCUGAAGUAAUAGAUUCUAUGUAGAAACCUGUUAAAUAGAUUUGGUGAGCCACUGAAUUUUUGAAGUUAAAGCAAAAAUUCUUCCUGUGAGCCAAACGUGGGGUCUCAUGCCAAUUCUAUUCUGGAAUAUCUUAUGUGUGGCCCUGAGACGGGCCUAAGUGUUACUUGUGGAGUUAAUCAUUACCCCAGCAGUUGUCUAAAUUGCUUGGUUCGACAGCACAUAUACUGAAUUGCUUGGUUCCACUGGGCUGCACACACAGGAGUCUCCAGAGAGCAGCAUGUUCCCUUUGCUCUUUGGGGCUGGACUGGUGGUUCUGAACCUAGUGAGCUCUGCUAGGAGCCAGAAGACAGAACCCCUUAGUAGCAAUGGGGACCAGCCCCUCUUCCGUGGAGCAGAUCGACACGACUUUGCCAUUGUGAUCCCUCCAGGAAGCACAGAAUGCUUCUGGCAAUUUGCCCACCAGACUGGCUACUUCUAUUUCAGUUAUGAGGUUCAGCGGACACUAGGAAUGUCACAUGACCGGCAUGUUGCUGCCACUGCACAUACCCCACAGGGUUUCCUUAUACAGACCUCUAAGAAUGUUCGGGGCCAGAUUAACUUCUCUACCCACGAGACAGGUUUUUAUCAGCUUUGUCUAGCAAACCAGCAAAACCGCUUUGGUUCCGUGCAAGUAUACCUCAAUUUUGGAGUCUUCUAUGAGGGGCCUGAGAUGGACCACAAGGAGAAUGAAAGAAAACAACUGAAUGAUACUCUGGAUGCAAUUGAGGAGAGCACACGAAAGGUGCAUUACAAUAUCUUUCACAUGUGGCGACACUACAACUUUGCUCGCAUGAGAAAAACAGCUGACUUUUUCCUUCUCCAAUCAAACUAUAACUAUGUGAAUUGGUGGUCAACAGCCCAGAGCCUUGUCAUUGUUCUUUCUGGGAUCCUGCAGCUGUAUUUCUUGAAGCGUCUCUUCAAUAUCCCAAUGACGACAGAAACACAAAAGCCAAGAUGCUAAGCUCAAAUGACUACAGUGCCCUAGCUCUUUCCUUCUGGGACACAAGCUUUGUCAAAUCUUUAAAAAGUUGUUGGGAAAAAGAUCAAUUUUAGAAAGUUGUACUCCAUGGCUCUCAUCUACACAGGCAAAACAGCAAUAAAAUAAUAAAAUGUA
Molecule: messenger RNA, 1281 nt
Organism: Cervus elaphus (red deer)
Lineage: Eukaryota; Metazoa; Chordata; Mammalia; Artiodactyla; Cervidae
Gene: TMED6
Product: transmembrane p24 trafficking protein 6
Exons: 4
Coding region: 406-1128 (240 amino acids)
Biological process (GO): intracellular protein transport; endoplasmic reticulum to Golgi vesicle-mediated transport; Golgi organization
Cellular component (GO): Golgi apparatus; endoplasmic reticulum-Golgi intermediate compartment; COPII-coated ER to Golgi transport vesicle
Source: RefSeq, a predicted model, not a curated record